Messenger RNA from Thamnophis elegans (Western terrestrial garter snake), 3334 nucleotides. It is a transcript of the gene ZNF185, whose product is annotated as zinc finger protein 185 with LIM domain. Lineage: Eukaryota; Metazoa; Chordata; Lepidosauria; Squamata; Natricidae. The coding region runs from base 280 to 2076 and encodes 598 amino acids. The transcript has 25 exons. The record is from RefSeq and is a predicted model, not a curated record.
UGUAGGAACCUGUUUGAUGCCCUGCAGGGUAGGAGCACCCUCCCAUUUCGUCAGCCUUCCCUCCCAUAACAAGGCUGGGCCCCAAGCUGAGAUCUUGUGUGCUUUGCCCACACACUGCCCUCCCUGCAGAUUGCUCACCCCGACCGAGGACGGAGGCCGUUGCAUGCUUUUAAAAAGAGAUCCUUGCAGAAGGAAAUCCACCGUGCUGCUUCUACCGGUCCCAAUUACAUUUUUGUGUCAAACGCUGGAAACUGCACCGUGAGGAAGCCAGUGUGAAUCAUGCUGUCUCUUGGCGCCAUGAAAGAUGGCGUCAUCCUACCUAGUGAGGAAGACCGGAAACGGAUUAUUACCCAAAUGAAAGUAAGGACAACUCUGAAAGGGGACAAGAGUUGGAUCCAUCAGAGGUCUGAUUCUGAGGAGAAGCAGAACCACAGUCCAUUGGCAUCUUGUACAGCGCCAUCUUCCCACAGAGAACCACAGUCUCCUUCAGCACAAAAAAAUAUUUCCCCAAAUUCUUCUUCAACUGCCACAUCAUCUUCUGGGUAUCUCAUCAGGGGAGUUUUCACCAAGACCAUUGAUAAGUCAUCUCCUUCCAAGACAGCAUCCAAUGGGACACAGAAAAGUGUCAAGAGCCCAAGCCAGACCUCUCCCUCCUCCCAAGGGCCCAAGAUGUCCACUGAGGAUUACAAAAAACUAGCUCCUUAUAAUGUUAAGCGUGAACUCUCACAGCCAGGAGCUGGACAACCCUCUGUUUCUCCGGAGGAGCAGAAAAAGAGGACAGAAGCUGCCAGCAGUGUUUUGAGACGAUCAGCCGGCAGAGAACGUUCCUACGUCCUUUCAGCUGCAAAGAAAAGUGGAGGAAGUCCAACGCAAGAGAUACCAGUCAUUGUGGCUAAAAAGAUUGAUGUACCAGAUGACUUCGGUCCGCGAUCCAGAAGUCAGACUGUACCUGCCUCAGCCUGGUUUAACAGUCGUGGGAAAAGUGUUGAUACAACCAGCAGCAGAAACGUGGCCUCGAAACCCUACCUUGAAACUUCAUUCAACUAUUCCACAUCUGUGGAGCAGAGUAACAAGUCAGACGAGAAGUAUGAAACGAGUUCUGGACCUGAUUCUGUCCCCAGGAUCCCUACUUCUCCCAAGAGAAGUGAGAAGAAUGAAAUGCAGAGUCACAUGUUUUUCGACAAAUCUGUCCUGGAGCACAAACAUGAAGUUUCCAAUGGAGAAAGAAAACCUAAGGAUCCAGACUCAAAAGCUGCAGAAUUCUGCCAUCAUCAGCCAACCACAGAAAAGGAAAACACUGACGUAUACCCAGGAAUGGGGUACAGGACAUCUCCUCAUCUGGACCACAAUGAGGGUUUUGACUCAAAAAGGUCUGAGCUACAGCCUGGGGAAACUAAUCUGAGUACCACUGGAAUCCAGUGUGAACUUAUUCCCAAGAGGGAGGAAUCGGAUGCGGAGAUUUCCAGAUACACUUCUUUUACUACAGAGAAUAGAAUUACCUCCCCACAGAACCAGUACAGAGAUCAGAGAUCAGGUGAAGAUUCAGACAGUAUGUCUUACUACCCCUUCAGAGAUGCUGGGACUACCGUUCCAAAAAGCCAUAGAGUGCCUUUUUAUAAGGACAUCUGUGACACUGAGAGUGGAAGGAAUUUGGCUGAUUCCGAGGCUGCUUCCUUUGAACAGAAGAAUUUUUCUAACUAUGAUUCAGAUUCCUCUGCAUCAGGCAAAGGCCUCCUCUUUGUGAAAGAAUCCAUCAAAAGCAUGGAAUUGUCCUCCUCCCCACGUUACAACAGCCGCAGCUUGGUUGACUUGUCCGAACUGGAGAACCCAAGCUACAGCAGUAGCAGCUACCUGAAUAACACAUCUCCCAAAAGGUCUUUGGAAGAUAUUUGUACUUACUGUGGCCGAGUAAUCCGCAACUGUGCCAAGAUAUCUAUUGAGAACCUCAACAUCAGCUGCCAUGAAUACUGCUUCAAAUGCGGAAUCUGCCACAAGCCAAUGGGAAAUCUCUUGGAUCAAAUCUUCAUUCAUCGAGAUAUUGUCCACUGUGAUAAGUGCUACGAGAAGCUCUUUUAGGUUCCAUGGACUGGACCAGCCUGCCCAAAGAGAGAUAUCUGCCUUCAUCUGUGUUCCUGGGGUUUUCUGAGGACUCUUUGAUCCAGCAAGCAUCUUCUUCCCCAGCCAUUCCUCCUUCCUCAUCUUCAGGCAAGCCAAGUGACUCACAUUCAACAACACUGAAGUUAACUCAUUGAGGAUGCUACAUCAGGAAGAGGAUGUAUUCUGCCCCAGUUUCAACUGGCUGCAUUUGGGGACUUCUCCUCAGUCUUGGUUGCUCGUCCAAAAGUCUUCUGUCCUUCCUUCCAUGAAGGCACCUUGGAUAUCUUCAUUCAACUUGACCACCAUUCAACUUGAUGAAGGAAGGCUUUAUACCAGGAACGAGAGGAAGAACGAUUAUCUAUUUUUUUAAAAAAAAAAAAAAGAGGGAGGGAGGUUGAAUCAUUCUUAUCAGGAAUGCUUCUUAAUCAAUUUAUCCAUGGGAAGUCUUUUAGCCACAGCUAGGAAAUGUUCAAUUCCAAAAAAUGUUCCUUGAAUGCAAAGAGUUUUAAAUGAAUACACAAAAUGUUUUGAUUCCAAAGGCAUCAGGCACAAAACACUAUUUUUUUCCAGGAAUUUCGGGAGCUUUUUGAGCUUGAAACACUCCAGAAUUGUUUGAAGUAAGAAUUUUAAUGUUUUGAGCACUUCUUAAGUUUGGCUUCUGGCAUCCCUAGGAAUGUUUUGAUUUUGAAAGGCCACGCAUCAGGCAUGGAGGUUAUGUCUUCUGCAGUUUUUUUUUUACCAUGGGCUGAGGCUGAUGGGAUUUAAAAUCCAAAGCACCAGGAGAGUCACUACUUUUUUUAUUCUUGUUUUACCCAGAGAAGAAAUUAUUGAGUGAACUCAGUUUUUCAAACGUGGCAAAACUUUAAGCUGUGUGGAUUUCAACUCUAGCAUGGAAUUCUGGGAGUUGAAGUUCACACAUUUUAAAGUUCCCAAAAGUUUGCAAAACAUUGAAUUAAAUGGCCCAAUUGUCCUAUUCAGUAUCAAGCAGCUUCUUCUAUCUACCGCUGUUAUAUUUUCCCCCUCCCAUCAUAAUUGUCUCUCUGGGGAAUAAUUAUUGUAUAAAUACCAUUGAUUCUGUUUGAGAUUAUACAUUCUUCAUUGUUGGGAAAUCAGUUAUGGUUAAUUUCUUAGAUAUUUGUAUGUCUGUGAAGGGAUAAGCAUAUAUGUGCGAUAACAUACUUUUUGCAAUAUCCUUGAGUUUUAAUUCCUUUACACCUAUUCUCUUCAGACUCAAGUG